Messenger RNA from Chlamydomonas reinhardtii, 3481 nucleotides. RefSeq lists its product as uncharacterized. NCBI's taxonomy places the organism in Eukaryota, Viridiplantae, Chlorophyta, Chlorophyceae, Chlamydomonadales, Chlamydomonadaceae. The transcript has 12 exons. The coding region runs from base 380 to 3232 and encodes 950 amino acids. The record is from RefSeq and is a predicted model, not a curated record.
GCCGAGCCCCUGCGCGGUACGAGGACUGACAACACAAUCAAACAACGAGGAGUUCAUGUUAUAAGCGCAGCGCCCACAUCUUAGUUAGCGUGGAGUAGGCACUCUAAUCUGCUAACCGGUUUCCUUGACUGGUGCUGAUGGUGCUGACAUAAACGUUAAUCUGCAGUGUAUCCCUCUUGAGUCUAUACCGGUAUCACAAAUGUUGAGUCGACCGAAUGCGCAUCAACGUGCGGACAACGAGUCUGCGAGUCUCAGUUUUCCAAAAAGGGUUUGACGCACAUGUGCCAAAGCAGCGCGGCAUGAGCCUGUCAGAGCGCCGCGACUACGAAGAAAGAUGGCCACAUGUACGCUCUCCAAGCUUUCACUAAAGUAGGGCGCGAUGCUUCGGCGGGCGGAGCGCAAUCAGGAAGGCUCUGGGUCGUCGAGUCGAAUAUAUCCAGAGGCAAAGCGAAUAUCUCAGGACAAAGCUUGGCACGCCACGCCUGACCCGGCCGCGCCUUGUGUCUGGUCCGGCAGUGAGGCUGUCGAACACGGGCUAGAGAAAGCCCCGCAACUCCUUUUGUUCGAGCUGAUAGAUGCCAAUGGGGACGGACACGUAAAGCCAAGUGAAGCGGCUCUGUUCCUAGACACGCUGCUAUCGGCGUCCCGGCGGGAGGGCGCGCCACCGUUGGCACCCUUGGUCGAGGAGAUAGCAGCGCGCGUGUGCGCCGAUGCUGCGGCUGCGGCUGCAGCUACGGAUGAAGCCAGUAAGCAGCAAUCACUGCAACCAUCAGAACAGGGACAGCAACCGCAGCAGGAGCCAGGGCAGGGGCUGUUCCUCACGCCGGCACUACUGGGCAGGUUCGCAGCCGCCUGCCGCUGCUCUGCGGCGCUCGAAGAGGACCUGUCCCUGCACUGCCCCUUCCCGACCAUUACACUGCUGCACAGCACUCUGGACCUGGCUACCCGGCCCGUUCAGGAGCUGCGUUUCCAGUUGGGUACACUCCUGAAAGCUCUGCUCGCGUGGGCUCUCCUGCCGCUCUGGGUUUGGCUGCCGCCCGACUGGCUGCGGCCGCACACCACACUGCGCCUGGUGCGGCUGCAGUUCGUCUGCUGCCUGGUGGACUUCACCGGCCACCGCCUCUUCACGUCCUGGCGCAUGGCGGCGUGGCUGCCGCCGCUGUACGGCGUUGCCCUGUACGGCGGGGCCUGGGGCGUGCUGGCGGUGUUCUGGGCACAGCAUGGGUGGCGCGCAGCGCAGCAGGCGGGGCGAUCGGGGCGCGGCGUGUCAGAGUUCAUUCUGGCGUUGGACGCGGCGGAGGACAACACAUUCUUCGCAUGCGUACUGCCUUGGGUCCUGCUGCUGGUGAUGGUGUUCAGCUCGGCGGUCAAGCUUAGCCUGCGGGACCCCGAGGGAGUGCUACAGCAGGCGAGGGCGGUGGGCGAGCUGGGUGUGCAGGAUGAAGUGCUGCAGGGCUUUACCAACGUAACCACCAAGACGAUGCUCGCGGCUGUGGCGAGCGCCACCGCCCGCCGAGUGUCUGAGUCGCUCCUGCUGCGCGGCGUGCGCCGCUCCGUCCUGCUGCUGCCGCCGCUGCUGAUCGCGGCGCACCGGCUGCUGUACCUGCUCUUCACUCGGCGGCUGUGGCCUCGCGAGCAGCUGGGGUUGGCAAUGGCCAUUGUGCAGUACGUUGCAAUGACUAUGUCCAUGGCGCUCUCCUGGCGCGAGAUGACUGAGAUCGUGUUGUUCCUGGGCGAGCAGUCGGCACGCAUGGCUGUGUUCAGCAUCAUGUUUGAACAGCGCGGCGCGGCGGCGGCGGGGCUGCCCUGGAUCAACAACGGCAAGCCCAACAACCUGAGGCUGUGGAUGCAGAUCCGCACCCACCUGCUGCGCGCCAAUUGCAUCAUGCUGCGCUGGAUUGAGGGCUCCUCCGCCAUGAUCCUGCUGUGCGGGCUGGCGGCGCUGGUGCUGCUGGCGGUCACGCUGCUGCAGGGCUCCUUGUUCAGCUCCACACGCGGCUCCACAGACCUGCAGAUUGCUCUGUCGUGGGCCAUCCUGGGUUUCAUCACCCUCAUCGUGAUGGAGUUCCUGGUCGUGGUCGUGGCGGUGAGUAUCGGCACCACCAACAUCGCCGACCUGCGCCGCCUCAGCCGGGCCGCCUGGGACCUGGAGACCACCCUCAGUGCCCUGCGCUGGCCCGGCGUGUUCGGCCCCUUGCCCCCACCAGACCAGCUCGGGGGCGGCAGCGGCCGCCGUCCAGUCCCGGCUGCGUGGCAUGGGUCGUACGGCGGCGGCUCGGGAGCCCACGCCAUGACACAUGGGCAUGGGUGCUGGGACACGCGGCUGCAGGCGCAUGAGGCAGCUAGCCCGGUGCAGUCGCUGGUGACAGCGUCGUCUGCAGAGCAGACAUCAGCGGCAGGUUUACAACAGCAGCAGCCGCAGCAGCUGCGGCGAUUGCAGCACGGGCACCAGCAUGCAGCGGCAGCAGGCGACGGCCGCGUGAGUGCGCCGCUGGGCCUGCCGCUCGCGUCCGGGAGGGCAGCCUCCUUGGAUGUGUUCGCGCCAAGUGUUGCCGCUCUGCCUAGUGGCGGUCACGCAGCGGGCGGCAGCAGGCAAGGCUCGGCGCGGCGGAGCCAGAUCGGCUCGUGCCGGGCGACGGGUACGGAGCCCUGCGCGGCGGCAUCUGAAGGAGGCCGCAGCAGAUCCGGCAAGAUGGGACCUGAGGCGGCGGAUGGAACCCAGCAGGCCGUAUCAGGAGGGGAAGGCGUGCAGUCUGCUGUCGGUCUCAGCACCCAGCAGCCCCGCGCGGCAGCAGGCGCCCAGCGCGAGGGCGCGGAGCAGGGGCUGGUGGCCAGUGCUCGGCACGUGCCCGCAGGAGCGGCGCCUGCUACCGCUGGAGAAUGCGGCAGCAAAGGCAGCGAUACCGGUAUCAGGCAGGGAGGUCUGCUGGAUCACUUCUCGGGUCCCGCAGAGGCGGUGCCCGACGCGCGCGCGACUGUGGCGAUAGAUAGCGAGGCGGCGGCGGCGCUGCUGCGGCCGCAGCCGCCCGCGCCUCCGCCCAGUCUGGAGGAGCUGGAGACUUGUCGGCUGCUGCUGCUGCGCCUGAUCGACGUGCUGCGGCAUAGCGAGGAGUAUCUGGAGCUUUUCGGUGUGCCACUGGAGCCAAAGUUCAGGAGCAGCCUGCUGAGCUUCGUGCUCACACUGGCGGCGGCGGGGCUGUCAGCGGUCAUUUCGUUCCUGGCAAAGCGCUGAAGGAAGCUGGGGCCUGGGGAGACUGGAGAGAGGGACUGGGGGAGAGGGAAGCAGACGCGUGCGAAUGUUGCUGUGGCGUGUGGGAAUAGGAUGUGGGGCAGGAGCAGGCAGGAGGCUCAGGCAGUGGUUACGGAGAGGCCAACGUACAAGAGACGUACAAGUACUGGCGGGUGCCUGCCGCCCUGCCCCGCCACGCACUGGUGUAGGCGCUUGUGCCGAAAGCAGACAAGACAAGAAUCAGCAGGGAUA